AUGGCGUCAUCAAGCGUGAGCAGUAACAGCGCCAUCUUGGCGCACCUUUCGCAUGCGCUUCUGCGCAUCUCGCGCAUCCCACCAAGAGUCAUCGCUAGCCCGCCAACGCAACCUCGUCGCGCAUCGGUGGCCAUAUUGCUGCGCGUUCGACCCACGCCGGAGGACGAAGCGUGGCUUGCACAGAGCCACGAUCCGGAAGCGCAGCAUGAUGCUGCGCGUGCUGUAGAGGCUAAUGCGAAUCAUGAUCUGGAAAACUCGGGCGUGCACAUCUCACAAGCAUCGCUCGGGCAUGCACCGAAUGCUGGCGUCUCGUCGCUCGCCUCCAGCAUGGCUUCGGCUGACCUCUCGUCGACUCUGAGCAGCUUCUUUGAGCUCCCGUGGGUGAAGCGCGGAACGCCCGAAAUUCUCUACAUCAAGCGAGCAGCGCGUAUCGGCGACAAUUGGUCUGCCCACGUCGCGUUCCCCGGCGGGAGGAAGGAAGAAGGCGAUGAGAAUGGACUAUACACGGCUAUGCGCGAGACGUGGGAGGAAGUCGGGAUCGACUUGGCCGAGAAGGAGUUCUCCUGCGUAGGGCAGCUCGACGAUCGCGAGAUCACUACGAGCUUGGGCAAGCGUCUUCUCAUGGUGCUUUCGCCGUACGUGUUCGUGCAGACGUCUCCGUUCAGCCCGCUCCCGGAUCUGCAGCCGAGCGAGGUGGCUUCUGCGCACUGGAUUCCACUUUCGCUGCUGUAUACGCCCAAGCCGAAAUGGGGCACCACGUCGGUGGAUAUCAGCAGUCGGCUUGCGCCCAAAUCGCCGCUGGUGAGGUGGGUGCUGCGUGCAUUGGUGGGCAAGAUGGAUUUCAAAUGCAUUCUGUUGCCCAAUGAUCCGGUGGCGGUAGCUGAGUACGACGAGAACGAUGACGAUCACGUUCAUUUGCUGGCAGAUUCUGCGGCUGUCGGAGGCGAGAAAGCCGGAUCGUAUAUCGCGCGUGCGGAACAAGGCAGCAUUCGACCAGAACUCCGUUUGUGGGGAUUGACUCUGGGGAUGACGCUCGACCUGCUAUCGCACAUGACGACGUUCAGCAGCAGUUCGUCAUUUCGCUCUGGUGCUAUCUCACCUACUCCGUUGGAGCCUUCUUCUCCUUCUCGAAUCUUGUCGACGUUCGGCUCGGUGCCACCUCUUCAGGAUGCGGCAUCGAGCUCGAUGCCGAGUGCGUCGGAGCUCGUUUCUUCACCGCUCGUCUCGAUCAACCGUGUCAUCGGUCGUGUCAGGGACGAAUUCCACCUUAACCCUCCACCGGCAUCGCAUGCGUUAGCGCCAAGCCUCACCUCAGUCUUCCCCAGGUUCUCGUACCCGGACGUGAAUUUUUGGAUCUGGUUCUUUGGCUGGAGGUACCGCAACGUGGUACGAGGUUGGGAGUCGAGCGUGGGUACGAGGACCGAGAGGAAGUUCAAUUGGAGCGGUAUGGCGCUAGGUGCGUUCUACAGCGCUGUCAGGAGGGCGCUCGUGGUCGCGGUGAUCUUGAGGGCGUUGGGAACGCUUUCCGCCGGAGGAAUCGCGGCAUGGCUGGUGGGUAGAAAGGUGAACAGGUCUAGGAAGGGUUUGCCCGGGCUAGGGUUGGAUGAGCUGUUGUCGUGA
This is a messenger RNA of Mycosarcoma maydis (corn smut), 1620 nucleotides long. RefSeq lists its product as uncharacterized. Lineage: Eukaryota; Fungi; Basidiomycota; Ustilaginomycetes; Ustilaginales. The record is from RefSeq and is a predicted model, not a curated record. The transcript has a single exon. Gene Ontology annotation, molecular function: coenzyme A diphosphatase activity. The coding region runs from base 1 to 1620 and encodes 539 amino acids.